GAGGUGGGGGUCCUUCCCCUUCCUCAUCUCAAACACCCAAAUUUUGGCAUCGCUAGAGGUGAAUGGCGGGAACCGGAAGUGUGUGCAGCGGCGGCGGGUACCCGGCGAAUCGGGUCCCAGGCGAAUCGCCGGAAGUAACAAUUGCUACGGGAAGUUUCCGCCAGCUUCGCUAUGGCGGCGAUCCCUCCAGACUCCUGGCAGCCGCCCAACGUAUACUUGGAGACCAGCAUGGGGAUCAUCGUGCUGGAGCUGUACUGGAAGCAUGCUCCAAAGACUUGUAAGAACUUUGCUGAAUUGGCUCGUCGAGGUUACUACAAUGGCACCAAAUUCCACAGAAUCAUCAAAGACUUUAUGAUCCAGGGAGGUGACCCAACAGGGACAGGUCGAGGUGGUGCAUCUAUCUAUGGCAAGCAGUUUGAAGAUGAACUUCAUCCAGACUUGAAAUUCACAGGGGCUGGAAUUCUCGCAAUGGCCAAUGCCGGGCCAGACACCAACGGGAGCCAGUUCUUUGUGACCCUGGCUCCCACUCAGUGGCUUGACGGCAAGCACACCAUUUUUGGCCGUGUGUGCCAGGGUAUAGGAAUGGUGAAUCGAGUAGGAAUGGUGGAAACAAACUCCCAGGACCGUCCUGUGGACGAUGUGAAGAUCAUUAAGGCAUACCCUUCUGGGUAGACUUGCCGCACUCUUGCGCACGCCCAGGUCUUCUGAGAUGGCCCCAGUGAACCAGUUUCCAGAUGACCUAGAAUGACACGUAACUCUAAACUGCAUUUUGGUCUUGCAAAUCUGAGGCGCUGAGGAGGCCUGGGGUCUUGGGUGAGUUAGAGAUGGAAGUGUAUUUUAAUAGGAUGCUUCUUUUCUCUUCCCCAGUGCCUGUGUUAACAGAGCAUUUGCAGAAAUGCCCAUGCAUGAUUGUUCACAGGUUACUGCUCACUGCAAAUGACCCAUACUGCUCCUUCUUGUGUGUAUCUGCUCUAUACACUUGGAAUGAAAUGAAGCCAACUCUGUCAUUUCGCAGUGCCUAACCAGCCUCUUCUUGCAGAAAUUUAUAUUCUGGGCUACACUGCAGUCUUUGGUGGCUGACAGCCGUAGAAUUCAAAACCAAGUAGUGUCUAUCAGCCUUCUUAACUGUGUGCACCCCCUAUUUCAGUCUCUUGCCUUUGUUCUUCCAGGGAUUGUAUGCAUCUCUCUAUAUAUUUUCCCUCUCAAAACCAGAACAUCAACACUGCUGUUUCCGACACUUAGACAUCCCACGCAAAGCCACAUUGAAUUUUUGCCAAGUGAAAAAUGCAUCCAACAAUCAAGUUUCUAAGAAUGUGUCAAGUGGGGAAUGAUAAUGUGUAAUAAUUGAGAAAUUAAUUUAU
This is a messenger RNA of Delphinapterus leucas (beluga whale), 1361 nucleotides long. It is a transcript of the gene PPIL1, whose product is annotated as peptidylprolyl isomerase like 1. NCBI's taxonomy places the organism in Eukaryota, Metazoa, Chordata, Mammalia, Artiodactyla, Monodontidae. The record is from RefSeq and is a predicted model, not a curated record. Gene Ontology annotation, biological process: protein folding; protein peptidyl-prolyl isomerization. Gene Ontology annotation, cellular component: catalytic step 2 spliceosome. Gene Ontology annotation, molecular function: peptidyl-prolyl cis-trans isomerase activity.